Pteronotus mesoamericanus is the source of this 515-nucleotide messenger RNA. It is a transcript of the gene RIPPLY2, whose product is annotated as ripply transcriptional repressor 2. NCBI's taxonomy places the organism in Eukaryota, Metazoa, Chordata, Mammalia, Chiroptera, Mormoopidae. Bases 117 to 515 code for a protein of 132 amino acids. The transcript has 4 exons. Gene Ontology annotation, cellular component: nucleus. The record is from RefSeq and is a predicted model, not a curated record. Gene Ontology annotation, biological process: negative regulation of transcription by RNA polymerase II; embryonic pattern specification.
CUCAAUAUGCAGCAGGCUGCUGAGGCUAUAUAAGCUCAGGGCUCCAGGCCAGGUUUGAGAAAGGAGUAGGUUUGUCGGCGAGCUGUCAGCGUCCGUCUGCCGAGUCCCGCCGUGCCAUGGAGACCGCAGAGUGCUCGGAGAGCGGAGCCUGCGAGGGCGCGCGCUGCCGCCGCCAGCUGCCCGCAGCCCCCAACUGCUGGACGCGGCGCGGGGCCGCGGGCUCCGGAUCCGCAGGCUUCUGGAGACCUUGGGUUGACUCCCGAGGCGAGCAGGAGGCGGCCCCUCACCAAGCGGAAAAGGGGAUGCUCAAUGGCCCUGGAACGACCGAACCCUCUGGAAAGCUUUCACGAUACAGGCACCCAGUCAGACUAUUUUGGCCAAAAUCAAAGUGUUAUGAUUACUUAUAUCAAGAAGCAGAAGCUCUCCUGAAAAAUUUUCCCAUUCAAGCCACAAUUUCAUUUUAUGAAGAUUCUGAUAGUGAAGAUGAAAUUGAGGAACUGAUCUGUGAAAAUUAA